Prorocentrum cordatum is the source of this 5199-nucleotide messenger RNA. NCBI's taxonomy places the organism in Eukaryota, Dinophyceae, Prorocentrales, Prorocentraceae. The record is from the annotation of a GenBank genome assembly.
AUGCAGCGGCUGAAGAGCUUCGUGGUCCGGCAGCUGGCGGACGCGCUGUCGGACUACGUGGAAGGCAUCACCCCGGAGACGGUGCAGGCCAGCCUGGGCGCCGACACGGGGGCGCUGGACCUGAAGGCGCACAUCAACCCGGCCGUCCUGCGGCCCUUGGGCCUCGAGCUGAUCAGCAGCGCCGUCGACCUGCACGUCUCCAUCCCCUGGCGCCACCUCGAGUCGCAGCCCUGCGUGUUCGAGGUGCGGAGCCUCCUCGGCGAGGUCUCCCUACGCCCUGGCGGGGCGCCGCCGGUAUGCGACGGGCCAGACCUGGAGAGGGCGCGGGCCGACAAGGAGCUGGCCGUGGCGAAGCUGGAGGCGGCCGAGGCGGCGCGGCAGGCUGGCGACCAGGGCAUGGCCCCCGGGCGCGUGGCGAGGGCGUCCCACGCCAUCCUGCGGCAGCUGCAGGCCUCGAUCCACAACGUCCACAUUCAGCUGGACCGGGCGCAGUGGUCGCAGGCGCCGGUGUCCCUGGGGCUGGAGUCUGUGCAGCUCCAGAGCGUGGGCUCCGACUGGCGCUCUGCCCCCGACAGGGACUCCAGGGACCUCUUCAAGGUCUUCGAGCUCAAGGGCCUUGAGCUCCGGGAGGACGGCGCGGGCCUGGAGAAGAUCCUCGGGCCAGUGGCGCUGGAGGCCAAGCUGCACCACGCGGCCUCGGAGCGCAUGGUCCACCUGCAGCUGUCCACGCGCGGGGACACGCCCGCCACGCUGCGGCCCGACACCGUGCGGCUGGCCUGCCGGUGCCUCGCGUCGGUGAUGGCCGGCCCGGGGCACGCCGCCGAGGGGCAGGCGCACGUCGUGGCGCUGACCGAGGAGGCUGGGCGGGACUACGCGAAGCUGUACACCCGGAAGCUGCGGGGGGAGGCCCUGAACCUGGAGGACCUGCGGAGCAUCGAGGACGCGGCCCCCGCCGAGUGGAUCGCGGCGUGGCGGAUCCACGUGCGCAAGCUGCAGAAGGAGGCCAGCCUCCAGCCGAGGCCCUCGACGGCCUCGAGGCCUGCUCGGGCGAGCUGGACGUGGACCUCCUGGGCGACGGGCAGCCGGGGCCAGGAGGCUCCGGAGCAGCAGGAGCCCCUGGCAGCGCUGGACGACUUCGUCGGCGGCGCCGUCGCCGAGGGCCUGCUGGACGACGCCAUCGGCGCCGGCCUGGUGCCAGAGGUCGAGCUGCCCAUGGAGAUCAAGGUCGACCUGGAGAUCGUGCACGUGAUGCUCAGGUGCGUCGGGAGCUCCUCGAGCCUGCGGUUCGACGUGCAGGAUGCUGCCUGCUGCGUCGAGGUCAGGGCCAAGGCCCCGCAGGUCUGCCAGACCACGACCCACCUGUGGGACGUCGACGGCCGCGCCCACCUCGCCUCGCUCACGGUGCAGCUCGGCAGCGAGCCGGUGCCGCUGGUGGAGCUGGGGCGGCCGGGACAGAGCGAGCACGCCCUGGACAUGCGGCUGGAGCUCUCGCAGCGGGACGCGCUCGUGUCGGGGUCGCCCCCGUUCGACGCCCGGCUGGAGGUGAAGAAGAAGGCGAUCUUGGUGCGGCUGGCCUCGUGGCGCCUGCACGGGGUGCUCGCCACGGCGGUGGACAUCGCCGGCCCGCUCCUGGAGUGGUGCCGGGAGGGCGGCGGCCUCCCGCGCCCCGCCGGAGAGCCCUGCGGGGCCCCCUCGCUGCCGCCGGGGCGCGUGGCCCCGCAGGCGGGCGCGUCUGCGGUGAGCAGCUUCGCGUCGGUCGCCUCGGAGUCGUCCACGGCCGAGGCCACGGUGAGGAUGGACGUCAGCAUUGAGGCCCCGAUCUUGCACUGGGAGGUGCCGCACGGGGCAGCCAGGCUCGAGAUGCGGCUCGGCCACUUCUGCGCGCGCACCGGCAGCCACGACGGCACCGCGUCGGGCGCCAUGUGGACCCGGAUGCCCGAGGCCGCUGGGGUUUCCCUUGUGGCCUUCGGCUGCGCCUGCGAGCUCAAAGACACGAGCGCGGUCCUGGUCAGGUCCUCCGGCGACCCGCUGAGCGUGUACGCGCUCCCGAACCUGAGGCUGCAGUUCGGCCUCGAGCCCGGCGGGGCGACCUCCGUGCGGGUCGCCAGCAACGACGUGAGGGUGCACGUGAACAGCGAGCUCACCCGGUUCCUCGGGCAGUCGAGGGCGGGCCUGGACUACGCCAUUGCGCCCCUCGCGCGGCUCGGCGCCGGGGCGCCCGCGGCUCCGGCGGCCCCGCCCGCGCCGCAGCAGCUGCGCGCCCCCGGGGACGAGCCGCCGGGGGCGGGGGGCGCUGCCGGGGCGGGGAGGGAGCUGCGGGUGGACGUGGACUUCGGGCACUUCGAGAUCUGCCUGGGGAAUGCGCUGCUGCCCGCCGCGUCCCUGUCCGUGCGGCGCGCGACCCUCGAGGUGGCGCAGAGCUCCGAGAGCCUCGGAGUGAAGGCCUGCCUGGCAGAGAUCGGCGUGAGGUCGAGCGAGCACGCCCUGGUGGACUGCGCCAGGGUCGCCGUCAAAGUCAGCAGCGUGCCCGCCCAGAUGGAGACGGAGCUCACGAUGGCCCCGCUGAGGGCGCGCUGGGCGGCGGCGCCGGCCAGGCGGGCCCUGGGCAGCGCCCAGGAGGCGGCGCGGGGCUACGACGAAGGGAAGAGGCUCGCCAGCCAGGAGCAGCCCCCGUCGGACGACGGCAGUGCGCUGUCGCUCUACUUGUGGAACGCGUACGUGAAGGAGCGCGCCGAGAAGCUCGGCGAGGACGCGCAGACGUACGUGCAGCAGGAGCUGGGGCAGCUGGGCCUCUCCGGCGCGGCGGGGGCGGCGCGGGCGACGCCCUCCUCGUCGCAGGUGUCCCUCGUCAGGUUCAGGUGCGAGGAGCUGCGCCUCUCCGUGGAGCCUGGCGCGCCCGACGGAGGACAGCAGCCGGUUGCCCUGAACGCGUUCGGCACCAGCGGGGGCGUGGAGUGGCAGGCUUCCGGCCUGAAGGGGGCGUUCUCCCUGGACAGCGUCAGCGUCGACAUCGGCCGCCGGCGCGUCCUGUCCCCCAAACAGGCACAGGGCAAACUGCUGGACGUGAAGAUCAGCGCGGGCAAGGGCCAGCCGCCCAAAGUGACAGUCAAUUGGGCCCAGGUAGUGGCCGUGUACAUGCAGAGUGACCUGGGCUCGCUGAUGGAUCUCGUCCGAGCCGACGUUCUCGAGGUGCUGUCGCCCGCCGCGGAGCAGGGCCCCUGCGACGCGUCGCCCCCGCCCGCGGCGCUCGCCGCCUCCAGGGCGCCGGCGCCCGCGGCGCCCGCUGCCGGAGGAGCGGCCAUCGCCCGGCUUCAGUACAACCUGUCCAUGCGAGCUCCUCUCGUGUUCCUGCCGGUCCCCACGUCCAGGGCGCCCGUCGCGUGCCUGGCGCCAGAGGGCGAGGAGGUUGAGUUCCGGCCCGACGCGCACCAGGAGUUCCUCGUGGUCGACUUCGGCUUCCUGGAGGUCCGCCAGGGAGCCGCGGUCAGCGAGGUGCAGGUCACCCUGACAGACGCCAGGGUCCUCACAGGCUGCGGGAGCCAGCGCGAGGCCUGGAAGCAGGCAAGCUUGAUCCCUCAGGUGGUUGAUCCCCUCGGUCUCGGGCUGCAGCUGACGAUGGAUGAUAGCAGAAUCAACGUCUUUCUAGAGUCGCCCCUGAACGACCUCGACAAGCAGCACCUGAGCCUCACGAGGCCUCUGCCCCCCCCCGGAUGCCCCUGGCACGCGGGCCUCGGCGCCCCGCCGCCGCAGCGGAUGCAGCAGGACGCCGGGGCGGUGCAGCCCGAGCCCUCGGCGCGGGCCCUCGCGGCGGCCUGGUCAGGCCAGCCUGACAAGAUGAACCUCAUUAUCACCUCGCUCCAAGGGCUAUCUCAACAAGUGGCGCCCUCCGCCACGGACCAGAUGGAAGCCACGCAGCAUCGUUGUGACUACCUCACUACGCAGAUGCAGACGAUGGGAAAUGAUAUUCGCUCUCAGCUGGCUCAACUUGAGAGGGCGAGCGCGCUGCGGAUGCUGUCCAGCACGCUGAAGGCUGCUGGCGAGGCGAUUCGUUCUAAAUACUUCCCGCUGAAUGAGCAGAAUAACCUCACGGCUAAGGCUUUCGACCUCGCGCGCAAGGACCCUGUGAACGUGCUCGUGGCCGGCUUCACGGCAGGACGGAGGCACGACUGCGACGACGACGACGAGGUCGGCGACGACCGCGGCAGGGGCGCCGCCGCCCCGGCCAAGCACAUCUCCUUCAGGCCUCUAGCUCCGCCCUCCGUGGGCGCUGCGCCGGGGGUCUGCGUGGGCAUCCGCGGCGCAGGGGCCAGGCCGAGCACGCAGGCCGCUGCCGCCGCGGAGGGCGCCAGCCGCGGGCGACCGGCCGCGCACCGGAGGUCCCUGGUCGUCCAGGACGCCCGCAGGAGCGCGCGCAACGCGGACAAGGCGGCCCUGCGGUGCGCGCCGCCUGAGCCGGGAGCGGUCGGUCUGCAGGUGCUCAUCAGUAUGCCCUCUCCUGGCAGCACCAGCGGGAAGAACACCAUCGAGGUGGACCUGAACCGGCCCAUUUUGCUCGUGCUGCCGCAGUGGUUCAUGGACCUCUCCACGUGGUCCCUGUCUGGCUACCAGCACAGUGCGCUCGCCACAGCGACCGCUCCGUCCAGCGGGAUGGCCGCAGAGGGGGCCAAGAAGAAGCCGUUGAAGUUGGACCUCGGCAACCUCACGGAGAAGAACGUCGGGCAGCUGAAGAAGCUAAACGUGGCCACGUUCCCCCUCGCCUACAACGAGCAGUUCUACCAGGACCUGCUGCAGAAGAGCCUGCGAUUCUGCCAGCUCGGGUUCUUCGCGGAGGUCCUCGUGGGGUCCAUCUGCUGUCAUCUCGAGGCCAGAGAAGGCGGCGGCAAGUCGUUGGUCAUCUUGACGCUGUCCGUCCUGAAGCCUUACCGGCACCGCGGUCUCGCCAGCCAGCUCAUGAAGUGGGCGGUAGACCUGGCGCAGGGCGACGAGGGGAAGGCAGAAGACGUGCGCGAGAUGCGUCUGCACGUGCAGACGUCCAAUUCUGGCGCGCUGGCCUUCUACAAGAAUUUCGACUUCGAGAUCACGGACACCUUGACGGGGUACUACCCCAAGGACGUCCAGCCGCCGGACUGCUACGUCCUGCGCAGGCAGCUGGCCCCGGCGGAGCCGGCACCGGCGCGCACGGAGGCUGCAGCCGCCUGA